UAGGAGAAGAAAAAAAAAGUGAGACUAAAAUAAAAACAACGACCCCCAGGUCGACAGAGGACCAUGUUUGUCCCCCUGCCGGUCCCCUUCGUCUUUCAGAGAACAGCGUCCGACUUCAGCGCCUGGAGACUCAAGUCCUCGCUGGCUCCGCGGUCCAGUCCCGAUAUCAGGAUGUCCAAAGCAGGGGAGGAAAAGCCUGGAGCUGACUAUCCAGGGGACAGUUCAGACUCUGACAGAAACAGCCCCGAUGAGCAGGCUCAGACAAUGAAAACAAGCCCCUUCAGCCUUUCUCCUACACCAGUUGGCAACAAGGGAAAGAUUGAAGAUGGCUCUGAGAUAACACACAGCACUGCACUUCCGGCACCGCCCUCUCAGCAACAGCAACAGGCUCAACACCACCACACACAGUUGAUGCUUGCAGGAAGUCAGCUAGCAGGGCUUGCUGCGCUUCUCCCGGCCCAGCAGCAGCUGCUCCUCCAACAGGCGCAGGCUCAGCUCUUGGCGGCAGCCGUUCAGCAGUCGAACGCCGCCCAUGCCGCUCACGCUGCCCACGCCGCCGCGCAGCAGCAAGCCAACCAGCAGCAGCAGCAACAAAACCAAUCGCAAUCCCAACAACAGCAGCAGCAGCAAACCAAACAGGAGCAAGCAGUCCAAGCUCCGCCUCCACCGCCACAGCUGGCCCUGUCACAGCCAAUCCAGCUCACAGCGCAGGACAUCCAGCAGCUGUUGCAGCUCCAGCAGCUGGUUUUAAUGCCGGGUCACCCUCUCCAGUCUCCUGCCCAGUUCCUCCUGUCACAGCCAGCACCUGCACAGCAGCCACAGCAGGGUUUGCUCUCGACACCAAAUCUGAUCCAGCUACCUCAACAAAGCCCAGGGGGACUGCUGACAUCACCACCUCGCCUGGGGCUCCAAGCACAGAGAGAGAAGAGCAGCGAUGCUGGAAGCAGCAGCAGUGGAGGCUCUUUAGUUGCCACUGGGAGCAGCGGUGUUGGUGUUGUGACAUCUGUAGGAGUUACCUCUGCGUCCAGCAGCGCCAUGGCUUCUUCCUUAGCCUCCGGCUUGAGUUCUGGAGGUCAUGGGGGUCAUGGCGGUCACAUGGGGGAAGAACCCAGUGAUCUAGAGGAGCUGGAGCAGUUUGCCCGCACCUUCAAGCAGCGCCGCAUAAAGCUGGGAUUCACCCAGGGCGAUGUUGGUGUGGCUAUGGGAAAACUGUACGGCAACGAUUUCAGCCAGACCACCAUCUCCCGCUUUGAAGCUCUCAACCUGAGCUUUAAGAACAUGUGCAAGCUGAAGCCUCUCCUCGAGAAGUGGCUGAGUGACGCAGAAACAAUGGCGGUAGACAGCAUGCUGCCCAGCCCUUCUUCUCUCUCCUCCCCCAUGUUGGGCAUCGAGGGUCUACCUGGCCGACGCAGGAAGAAACGCACCAGCAUCGAGACCAAUGUGCGAGUAGUCCUAGAGCGCAACUUCUGCACGAACCAGAAGCCUACCUCUGAGGAGAUCCUGCUGAUGGCGGAGCAGCUCAACAUGGAAAAGGAGGUGAUUCGUGUUUGGUUCUGCAACCGCCGGCAGAAAGAGAAACGCAUCAACCCCUCCAGCAGCACCACCCCUCCACUGCCCAGCCAGACCUCGCCUGUUGUGACGCACAAAGCCCCCUGCUACAGCCCGCACAUGAUAUCGAGUCAGGGUCUGUCCCAGGUCACCACCAGCCUCAGCACAACAGGCACCAGUUCGUCACCGUCAGCGUCCUGCCCCAUGACUCCGGUCAGCUCAGUUGCCAUUUCUUCUUCUGUGACUCCGCCUCCUCAUAGCACAGCCAGCCCAGCUCCUCCCAGCCUCGGGACCUCUGGGCUCAACGCUGGGAACACAAUGAUGGGAGUAAGCACAGGGAUGAACCAGGCCCUCAUUGGCAACAAUCCCCUGGCAACCAUGCAAGCUCUGGCAGCCAGCGGUGGGCAGCUACCCAUUUCCAGCCUUGAAGGUGGAGCAGGUCACAUGCUUCUCGGUGGACCUGGGGGUCCCUCUGUCCCCUCUUCCCUCCGCCCUUCUCUCUUCCUCAACCGACCCACUCUCCUCCCCAUGGUGACCGGCUCUAUGGCAACAACAUCCACAACCGUCAUGGGACUGGUCAGCAGCAGCAGCGGUGGCAGUGGUGGCGUGUGCGGCCCAAGGCCCUCCUUUUCCCAGUCUCCUUCCGCUGGCACCAGCAACCUCAUGAGCCCAACUUCGUGCCCAGAAGAGUCUGUGUCUCCUUGUUCAAGUCCCGCCUCUUUCUGUUCAUUCAGUGAAGCCUCGCCGCCACCGCUGGGAGGGACCAUGGCCGACUGA
Molecule: messenger RNA, 2325 nt
Organism: Pelmatolapia mariae (spotted tilapia)
Lineage: Eukaryota; Metazoa; Chordata; Actinopteri; Cichliformes; Cichlidae
Gene: pou2f2a
Product: POU class 2 homeobox 2a
Exons: 16
Coding region: 64-2325 (753 amino acids)
Biological process (GO): regulation of transcription by RNA polymerase II
Cellular component (GO): nucleus
Molecular function (GO): RNA polymerase II cis-regulatory region sequence-specific DNA binding; DNA-binding transcription factor activity, RNA polymerase II-specific
Source: RefSeq, a predicted model, not a curated record